AUGAGAAACCAAAAACUUAAAAGAGAUUUAUUUUUAUUCCGCUGUUUGACUGUAGCUAGAGACUGCGAGGGAUCGGCGUAUGACGUGGAUGAGUUUCAAUGCAACAACACCAGAUGCAUUUCCGUCAGUUACAAGUGCGACGCUGAUAAUGACUGUGGUGACGGUUCAGAUGAGCGGGACUGUCGAAGGACAUGUGACUUGGAUGAGUUUCAAUGCGACAACACCGGAUGUAUUUCCAUCAGUUCUAAGUGCGACGGUAUUGAUGAUUGCGGCGACGAAUCAGAUGAAAGAAACUGUGAGAUAACCACAACUUCUAAAAUUGACCCAACACCAUCUGUGACAUCUAUGGCAACGACGGCAAUAAUUAGCUUUACCACAGAGGAAAAUGUGUCUAAGACUGGGAACGGUUCUGGCGAAACAUUGAAGAUAACCACAACAUCUGAAAUUGACCCAACAACAUCUGUGAAAUUCAUGGCAACGAUGACAACAAUUAGCUUUAAAACAGAGGGAAAUGUGUCAAAGUUAGGGAACGGUUCUGGCAAAACAUUGGAAAAGAGGAAUUCAGUUGGACUAUCUGAAGUGAUUGGCAUUGUGACUGGUAUUUGUGUUGGGGUAGCGAUGUUCGUGCUGGCAGUUGUGCUUGUGGUUAAGUUGCGUUGCAAAACACGAGCACCAUCUCGGAAUCAAGUAGAAUCUGGAAACUGCCAUAAGAACCAAACAAAUCAAAACGCUAUUUAUGACAACAUGAUACGGACAGAGGCCGGGGGUAUCCAACUAAUGGAGUUAACUGAAACUAAACAUGUGUAUGGAAAGGUUUGGGAACAUGAGGAUGAAAACGCUAUUUAUGACAACAUGAUACGGACAGAGGCCGGGGGUAUCCAACUAGUGCAGUUAACUGAAACUAAACAUGUGUAUGGAAAGGUUUUGGACCAUGAGGAUCAAAACGCUAUUUAUGACAACAUGACACGAACAGAGGCCGGGGGUUUCCAACUGGUGGAGUUAAUUGAAACUGAACACGUGUAUGGAAAGGUUUUGGACCUUGAGGAUCAAAACGCAAUUUAUGACAACAUGACACGAACAGAGGCCGGCGGUGUCCAACUUAUGGAGUUAACUGAAACUGAACACGUGUAUGGAAAAGUUUUGGACUAUCAGGGUGAUUGUAAUAUUGAUACCUAG
Physella acuta is the source of this 1176-nucleotide messenger RNA. RefSeq lists its product as uncharacterized. Gene Ontology annotation, cellular component: plasma membrane. NCBI's taxonomy places the organism in Eukaryota, Metazoa, Mollusca, Gastropoda, Physidae. The record is from RefSeq and is a predicted model, not a curated record. Gene Ontology annotation, molecular function: protein binding.